AGGCGGUUUCCAGGCUUUCGUACGUUACCUAGAUGGCUGGUGCUGACAGUAACAAAAAGGAAAAACGAAAACGAUGACAGCUACGUUUGAGUGUUUUCCAUGUGCCAGGGACAUGAGUUACAACUGUUAUUUCAUUUACUCCUUUAAAUGCCUUAAUCUCAUUAAAUGUCUUUAAGUUCUCCUGGUUGCCCAGGCCAAACAGCCAGGCAUCUCUAGUUUCUCUUCUUUUUCUCCCCCUCGCAUCUGAUGCGUUUGCAGGCCUCAUGGCCUUGCGUCUACACUAUACCCUGGUUUUAACGACGACUCCUUCAGCCGCCUCUAGCUUCGGCUGCAUCGUCCCGACAGCCUCCGCACUGAUUCCCUUCUUCCCCCGACUGUGAGCCACGCAACGGCCGGGGUGAGAUUAUUUGUUUGUUUUGUCGGAACAUUUUAUUGAGGUAUAAGUUAGCCACUAGAAUUGGACAACUGGCUGCAUUUUCGAGGUGUGUCGGGCCCAUCUCGCCAAGCCCGCCUCCAGCCCCUGUCCUCCCUCCCCGCCUCCCACACUCGCUCUGCCGACUCGUGGGCCCACGGACGCGUCGCUUCUUCUCGAACUUCACCUCCGUGAAAUGUAAUUGCAUGGUAGGUGCACAGUAGGAGUGCACCACAAUUUAUGUUUCCCUUUUCCUUUGGCGGACAGUUGGGUUUCUGGUUGUGGUCUGCUUUGAACAGUACUUCCACAGACAUUUUUGCACAUCCUCUGCUAAGCAUGUGUGAGAAUCUCCGUAGGUAUCCACCGAGGAGUGGAAUUGCUGCGUCGGAUGGUACGUGUCCAGUGCACGUCAGUAAACAUAAACGCGUCUUCCCAGGGUGCUUAUCACCAGCAGCACGAUCCGAAAGCUCCCGUUGUACGUGCUCACCACGAUUUGGGGCUCCUUAUCUUUUUUCUCGUAGCCUUUCUAAGGAGUGUGUAGCACUGCCGCAUUUGUGGUUUUAAUUUGCACUUUACAAGUGAGUCAUAGAUUUGAGCACCUUUCUUAGGUUUAUUGGCCAUUCGAACAUCCUCCGUUACCAAGUACCUGUCGAAGGCCUUGGCCUGUUUGCCUGCUGUAUUCUCCUGCCUUUCCUUAUAUGUUCUGUGCUAUACAAUGGAUGCACGUGUAUCUUUUUCCUCUCUGUGCCUCGCCUUUCACUGCUUAGUGAUGUCUUUCAAUGACCAAGUUUUCUUAAUUUUGGCGUCGUGCGCCCUUGCGUUCUUUUCUUUCAGUGACUUUAGUCACUUAGUAAUUUUCACGUCUGGCUUCAGCAGUCACCGCCCACCCGGUGGCCAUGCCGGUACUCUCCUGAGCUCUCUUCUAAAGCGUGCUCUUCUACCCGUCGCAUGUAGAGCUGCAGUCCUUAUGGAACUAUUUUUGUGUAUGGCAGAAAGUGCGGAGGUCAGAAUGUAUAGUUUUCCUUGUGAAUACCCAGGUGACCCAGCAUCAUUUUUGGCAAAGACCAUCUUUUGCUCGCUCUCAGAGUGGCAGUUUUCUUACAUUGGAUCACCAGGUCCCCAUGCUCGGACUCCCUCGAUGGCUUAGAGUGGAAUACACGCCUCUCACCGUGGCGCCUUGCCAGCAUCCGCCUCCUUCGGGCUUCUAGCCCUUGUUCUCUGUUUCUCCCCACCCCUGCGGACACGCCUGUCUCCUUGCGAUUCCUCAGGCUGCCAAGUGCGUUGCUGGCUCAGGCUCUCGCACGUGGGGUUCCUUCUGCCCAGGGUGCUCUGGCUUCACGUCUUAGCCUGGAUCGCUCCUCGUUUGACUCAAGUCUCUGCUCGAAUGUCCAGUCCUUGGAAAGGAUCACCAACCAACGCGUGUAACACUAAGAAUAUGAAUAAAAGCUACCGGUUCUUGGGAUACCUUUCUCAUGCUCUGGAGUUUCAAGCCGCAAGCUAGAGCUUUCAGAUAUGUGGGUCACAAGGACGUUGUAACCAGCGUGCAGUUUUCUCCUCUGGGAAACUUAUUGGCAUCUGCGUCACGAGACAGAACCGUUCGACUCUGGAUUCCUGAUAAGAGAGGGAAAUCCUCUGAAUUUAAAGCUCACACAGCUCCCGUUCGAAGUGUGGACUUCUCAGCCGAUGGCCAGUUUCUGGCGACAGCUUCUGAAGACAAAUCCAUCAAAGUAUGGAACAUGCACCGCCAGCGUUUCUUGUACUCCUUGUACCGACACACGCACUGGGUGCGCUGUGCCAAGUUUUCACCUGAUGGAAGACUGAUUGUGUCAUGUAGUGAAGAUAAAACUAUUAAAAUCUGGGAUACCACAAAUAAGCAGUGUGUUAAUAACUUCUCAGAUUUUGUAGGGUUUGCCAAUUUUGUGGAUUUUAACCCUAAUGGUACGUGCAUAGCCUCGGCAGGUUCUGAUCAUACCGUGAAAAUCUGGGAUAUAAGAGUGAACAAACUACUCCAGCAUUAUCAAGUUCACAGUGGUGGAGUGAACUGUGUGUCAUUCCAUCCUUCGGGUAACUACCUCAUCACUGCUUCUUCCGAUGGUACCCUUAAGAUUCUGGACCUCCUAGAAGGAAGGCUCAUAUAUACACUUCAAGGACAUACGGGGCCUGUCUUCACUGUUUCGUUUUCAAAAGGCGGAGAGCUGUUUACCUCAGGAGGAGCAGAUGCACAGGUCUUAUUAUGGAGGACUAACUUUGAUGAAUUGAAUUGUAAAGAUGUUAUUAAAAGAAACCUCAAAAGAUUACACUUUGAUUCACCGCCACAUCUUCUUGAUAUCUACCCACGAACACCACAUCCCCACGAGGGAAAAACUGAGACUGUCCAGAUUAAUCCAAAGCUUGAUGUAAUCGAUUUGCAGACCUCCGCUCCCCCUGUUGUGGACAUCCUUUCUUUUGAUUCUACUACAGCAACAGAAACCACUGUUAGAACUCUACCCGACAAGAGUGAGGAGACCUGCGGAUGUUUCUUGAACCCUUCUCUAAUGUCAUCGGAAUGUUCACCUGCAGCCUCAAAAAAGAGAACAGAAGACAUGAGCGACCUCCCUUCUGAGAGCCAGAGAAGCAUACCGCUUGCUGUGACCGAUGCCUUGGAGCAUAUUAUGGAACAGCUCAAUGUUUUGACACAGACCGUGUCCAUCUUGGAGCAGCGACUGACUUUGACAGAGGAUAAGCUCAAAGACUGCCUUGAAAAUCAGCAGAGGCUUUUCAGUGCCAUCCAACCGCAGAGUUGAACAGCCAAGAAGGAGCAGAGGCACAAGACAUGAACCCAUGUACCUAUACUCGGGAAGGUAGUCCACGAUGCUUCAUGCAACACAACCAUGUUUAAUUAUCAUGGCAUUUCUCCAAAGGGUGAGCAACAGAACAAAAGGCAGAAAAGACAUAAUUAAGGACUAAUUUAAACACACAAAUCAAUGUUGAGGACCAACUCAAAUCAUUUCCAUUUAUGACUGCCAUAAUAAAGUCAUCAGCACUCAAGUGGCUCCACAUUUCCCCCAUAUUAUUUUAAAUGUCAGUUUUUCUUGAUAGUUCAAAUCCUGCUAGAAAAGUAAGCACAUCUCUGGAUUUUGUUAUUUCACAUUGACCAUCUUCAGGCAAUUCCUUAAAACAAUGUAUUUCUUAGUGAGCAAUACCCUUAGUACGAAGUAAUUCACUUACCGUAAAACAGCAUUUUCUAUUCAGAGAAUAAGUUAAUGAUCUGACCUGUAUUUCUUUCAGUUCAAAUUCUUCCUUUCUUACCUAUUAUGCCUUUGCAAGACCAUCUCGUGGGGCUCCCAAACCACAGAUGUACCACAGCAAGAAUACACUUCCUUUCAUUAGCCACCGUGCAUAAAGACAUGUGACAGUGGGCUUGGAUUUCAUGGUAUACAUUGUUUAUUCUUGGGCCAGCCUGAAAGAAAUGAAGCGUUAGCAACGUGAAGUGCACGUAUCUUCUUUCGUAGAUGAGUACGCACUGAAUGAUUUGGCAUGUACCCAAACCUGUGAUCCCAGGUUACAAAAAUUAAGUUAGUGUGAUUUUAGAAGUCUCAAAACCCAGGACAAUGCAAGAGCAGUAUUUAAAAAUACAUACAAAUGUGUGUUCACAUGAUUCAAAAAUGUCUCGAGUGAUUUUGGGCGCUGCCUAGAAGUCCUUUAAAAAAGCACUUGCAUCACUGUCUUCCGAUUUUUUCUUUUUAAGUCAAUUGUGAUUUGAAACAAAAUGAAAAUGAGCCAGACAUUCGAAAAAGAUCUUGGAUACAAAUUAAGAACUUUAUCUUAAACAAAAUAGAGAGUAAAUUGGAGAAAAAUGAAUUUAGCUUGCAUUUUAACCUCUAUGAAGAGCACAGAAGGUAGGAGAAGGCAGUCCGUGUUUCUGAUGCCUUUAGGCAUCACAUGGGGAAAUACUGUCUCCGUUUGGGAAAAGAAAAAGUGAAAUCCUGUUUAUGUAGGAGUCUACAUGUAGAGUUUUUUCCCAAAGCCAUUUCAAUUGUAUUUAUGAGGUGGUUUUGUUUUUUAUCAUCUCAUUGUAUGUUUUAAGUGCCUUUUUAUAUAAAGUGUGAACUUCUAGAGUUUCAAGAGUAUAUAAGACUAAGUGGCAUUGUAUUUUUAUAACCUCACUAAGAAGACUAAGAAAUGAAAUACCAUACCAAUUUUUACUUUUUUUAUGCUUCAAACAAUAAAGACGUUUUACAUU
This is a messenger RNA of Sus scrofa (pig), 4634 nucleotides long. NCBI's taxonomy places the organism in Eukaryota, Metazoa, Chordata, Mammalia, Artiodactyla, Suidae. The record is from RefSeq and is a predicted model, not a curated record.